AUGAAGACCUCUACCCCGCCGGCCAUGCUGCUUCUGCUGCUGCUGCUGCCCUGCGCCUGCUGCGCUUUGCUGGACGGCGCCACCGUUGAUAUGCCUGUCGACUAUCUCACCUACAAGCGUUUCCGCAUUGUGGUCACUUACACCUGCACGAGAUAUGACGCGGUGCGGCUUUGGCAGCGUCUGCUGGACUGCGAGGGCGCCCGCUGGCUGCUGGCGGCGCCUCCGCCGUCCCGCCUCCCCCGUGGCAGCGCCGCGGCCAUCUUCCUCGACUACGGCUGCACGCGCAACAGGAAGCUCUUCCUGCAGUGCGCAGAGCUGGGCCUGCUGAACACGUCGACGCACUGGCUUGUGUGGAGCGGUGGGCCGCCGCCGGCGGACCUGCCGCUGCGGCUGGACAGUGACGUCACGUGGGCCUCUCCUCGCGAGGGCGCAGUCGUCCUGGAGAAGCUGAUCCUCGACCAACCCGAAGACUCGCUGUUCAGGAUCGCCGUGGGGCGCUGGUCGCAGGGCGCAGGGCUGGCUUACCACGGCACCCACGUGCAGUGGCCGCCGCGCCAGCUGAACGGACGAAUACUGCGUCUCGCAGCCAGGGUGAUCUACUCGCCCUUGGACAACCUGGGGAGGAGACUGAGGAAGGUGGAGGACAAGCACCUGGACAAGGUUGCGCGCUUCGGCUGGGAGGUCUGCUCUCGGCUGUCAGACAUGCUCAAUUUCUCGAUCGUGCUGUACUCCACAUCUUCAUUCGGCUUCGCUGUGCUGGGUAACAAAACAAUGGACGGUGUGGUCGGCCUGCUGGCGAACGGCACCGUCGAUAUCGGCGUCACAGCGCUAGUGAUCACACACCAGCGGCUCAAUUUCAUCGACUUCACUGGGCCGGGCGUUCUCUGGACCACCAAGAUCGCGUUCCGGCACCCAAAGGCGGUGGGCGUGUACGCGACACUUUUCCGGCCGUUCGAGCCCCCUCUAUGGGUUGCCAGCAGUGUGGUGUACUCGCUGGUGCUGGCCACCGCGUGGCUCGCCUACCGAGCCGUGCGCUGCUGCGAGGGCGGACACGAAGGCAGCUGGAGCUCGGCGCUGCUCCUGCUCUGCUCCGCCAUCAGCCAGCAAGCCAUCGUGACGUCGCUGCUGCUGCCGCCGCCCAGGACCAUCAGGAGCAAGCGGGACCUCGUGCACAGCCCGCUCGCCUUCGGCUCCGAGAACGUCAGCUACGUGCACGGCUACUUCGAGACAAGCGACGACCCGGUGGACCGCGCGCUGUGUUCCUCACGUCUGUUCGCCCGCGGCGCCUCCAAGCCCAACUACUUCCCUCCAGAGGUCGGCGUGCGCAAGAUGGCGACGGAGUUGUUCGCGUACCAUGCGGACGAGUCUCGAAUGUACCCUCUCAUCGACCGCAUCUUCGACGAGCAGGCCAAGUGCGCGCUGGAGACAAUCAGUUUCCUGACGCCCAUGAGGACUUUCACAGCAGUACAGAAGAAUUCACCACUCAAGGAGACCAUCACUGCAGCGGUGCGCACUCUGUGGGAGCGCGGCUUCAUGGCGCACGCGCACAGGACGUGGCGCCUGGAGCCGCCCGCCUGCCUGUCGGACAGCGACUACGUCAGCGUCGACCUGGCCGCCGUGUCGCCCGCCUUCCUCCUGAUGGUGGCCGCACUGCUGCUCGCCGCCGUGGUGCUGCUGCUGGAGAGGGCCUGCAUCGUGCUGUACUCCAAGCCAUCUUUCGGCUUGGCAGUAGUGCAAAACAAAACAAUGGAUGGCGUGGUCGGCCUGCUGGCAAACGGCACCGUCGAUAUCAGCGUCACUGGACUGGUGAUGACGCAAGAGCGACUCGACGCCAUUGACUUCAAGGGGCCGUUCGUUCUCUGGACGUGA
This is a messenger RNA of Schistocerca gregaria, 1869 nucleotides long. RefSeq names its product ionotropic receptor 75a-like. The record is from RefSeq and is a predicted model, not a curated record. NCBI's taxonomy places the organism in Eukaryota, Metazoa, Arthropoda, Insecta, Orthoptera, Acrididae. Gene Ontology annotation, molecular function: glutamate-gated receptor activity. The coding region runs from base 1 to 1869 and encodes 622 amino acids. The transcript is spliced from 10 exons. Gene Ontology annotation, cellular component: membrane.